This is a messenger RNA of Cladocopium goreaui, 1501 nucleotides long. Lineage: Eukaryota; Dinophyceae; Suessiales; Symbiodiniaceae. The record is from the annotation of a GenBank genome assembly.
AUGGUGUGCUAUCCCUUCCAUAUGAAGUUUCACAGCACUCGCCUGAGGACGUUGACGCACCGGGUCUUAUGCCUCUCAGGCACGGCUGCCGUCCUGGUCACCUUCAACUAUGUGGUUUUCGUGUUUGCAGAUCCCAAUAUGUUUGACGAGUUCCGGGAAUCUUAUCUUCAAGACGACACGACCUCCAUCUUCAUGCAGCCUUACAGCAAGUACCUGGUGGGCGUGAAUGCGCUGAUUCUGGCCCUCAUAGUGCCAUGUUUUGGCUUCUUUGGCGCCAAGCGCAACAAUCGGCCCUGCCUGGGCUGCUUCGUGUGCUGCAGCUGCUGCGGUGGCUGUCUGCACGUCCUUCAUGCCAUUCUGAUGAUCCUGCUGCUGAUAGGGCUCAGCUCGGUGGAGACGGUGUGCCGAAGGAAUGGAAGCUGUGUAGGCAUCAUGGAGGCAUGUAAAUAUCGCAAGAGUGAUGACUAUGCCCUGGACACCUAUGAGGGAUGUCUGGACUACUUGGUUUCCAAGUUUCCACUGGCCUAUGCGGGGUUGGGCCUGGUCCUGGGUCUAAACUCCGUGGUGAUCUGCUUCCAAUGUUUCUCUGCACGCUGGGGAUACGAACUCCAUGCGUCAGGGAUCUCCCAGGGCAAAGCCCUGCUGUUUCAUAGCCUCCUUUUAAAAGUGGUUCAACAGCCAUCGCCAUCAACGGCCAUCAACGGCCAUCAACAAAGAUCCCACUGCACGCAGCAGCCAUGUCGGCGACUUCCUGGGCCACUUGAUGCGAUGGACGAUACCGUGGAUGAUGAUUUUAUCGAGCUGCCAAAGCAGUUGACUGGUCGUGAUGUGGCGCUCUUCUUGGAUCCCUUCGGAUUCCAGGCAAGCACGCAAAUGGAUUGGCAAAAGGGUACCGAGAACCCGGAGUUCACCAUCCGGGUCCAUGGACAUUCGACCUGUGGCCGCCACUUGCAUUACAUCAUCGAAUGUCACUUGUGGCGGGGCAAGAAGACUCCAGAGGAACGGCCCUGGGUGGAAUGGAAGGUCUCCAGGCGCUUAGCCCAUCUCCGGGCAGGACUACAUGACCUGGUGAAGCACUACUUGGGCAGCAGUUACCAGACCUACUUCUGCCAGGUGCCCUUCGCCCAUCGCCUGCGACCCGUUGGCACCACCUGUCGCCUGGACCGCUGGUGCUCGCGCAUGGCCGUGUGCCUCAGUUCCCGGCUGGUGCCGCCCAUCGUGGCGGCGAAUGUGCUGCGGGUGCUGGGGGCGCCGGAUCUGAAGAGCUGCGAACUGCCAGGGGUCACGUUUUGCGAUCAGAUGUGCUCGGAGGCAGAUUCGCACGGACCCACCGACCUGCCAACACAGGACGGCGACGACUCCUCCCUGGAUUUGUCGGAGACCCGCAUCUCGGAAGAGUGGAGUUUGUCCACACGAUCAGCAACUGGCUGAUGGCCACUUGCGAGAAGCGUAUGCUGAUUGAGGCAAGGCCUGGAACUGCAUUGGUUACCUUUAUUUGUCG